CUUACAAGGGCCUUAUUACUUGUUCAUUAAUGGUUAUUACAAGGACCUUAAUAUAAAGCGUUACCGAAACUUUUCCUGCGCCGCUGCAUUUGUGAUUUCGACAUUUCUGAGUGACCCUGAACGCAGCAUGGUAACCCAUGUCGUUGUGUCAGCGUAGCGGAGUGUGUGUGUGUGUGUGUGUGUGUGUGUGUGUGUGUGUGUGUGUGUGUGUGCUGCAGUCGGACUCAGUGGCGGUGAGAGCUGGUUGUGUUCAGGCUGCUCGGAGCUCCAGCUUCUCCCCGGGAACAUCUCAGUUUUGCGCCCGCCGCUUGCGUCGCUUCAGCCGGAUUCUAAUGAAAGUUUGAUCCGCUGAUCUGCCGUCAUGACUCCCCGCUGUUGCUCCCUCCCCGUCCCCCCUCCCCCAACUCCAUCAUGCCCAUCCUCAAAAACCUCCCAGUGCGUCUGAAAGGCGGCGGUCCGACUCUAGACAACGCGUUGAUCCUGCGCAGGAUGAGCCUCAACAUCACCCCCAGCCAUCACCACCACAACCCCUUCGACAAUGACGACAGCGGCGACCAAUGGACGCCCGGCAGCUCGCUGCUGGACGGGAAUGUGCAGAGGGACCGCAACCCGUUCGAGGACGAGGAGGACGAGAACGAGGCCAACGAGGGGAAGAAGGGAGGCGGAGGUGGAGGCGGAGGUUCGGUGAAGGGCUCGUUCAAGUUCAAGUCCCCGCUGAAGACUCUGGGGAAGCUCGGGAAGAACCUGAGGCUGUCGGGGAGGAGCAAAGGAAGUGAAACUCCUUCUCCCCAAGGCACACCCUCACCAGCAGAGAAGAAGAAGAGGGGGAGGAGGAGCUCUGAAGGAAGUCUGCUGAGGUUUGCGGGGAAAUACCGGGACACACUGGGCUCCCGUAAGGAGUCUCUCACCAACGGGGAGCUGAAUGGUUCGGAGAGUGAGUGUGACUCCGUCAGCCGCCGCAUCUCCUUCAUGAAGAUGGUCGGCCUGGGGAAGCUGAAGAGGGAGUCCAUGAACGACUACUCGUCUCAGGGUCCCGAGGAGCAGCCGGUGCAGGAGGAGGUGGUGGAGGAGGUCAAACCCAGAGAGCCACUGUCAGUCCUGGAGAUCCUGCAGCUGGUGAAGAAGCGAGACCUCCUGUUGGCCGACACUCACAUCCUGGAGCUGGAGCAGGAGUGUAAUGAGUCCAUGGCGGCGGAGCAGCCGGAGGACGUCACCAGCCCCAGCCUCAAAGAUGGCGGGCGGAGGAAGGCGAAGGACGUGGAGCUGCUGUACGAGGAGCUGCAGAAGGAGCUGUGGGCCGUCGUCAGGGAGUCUCUGCGCUCCCCGACGGCCGGGCCCAACCUGGGCCUGGUGGUGCAGGUGCUGCAGCAGGAGGAGCAGGUGGAUAGAGAGUGGGCCCUCAGCGAGGCUGCGGCCCCCGGGGGCCCGAGGCCUCGCAGUCUGAAGCAGAGGUGGAAGGAGGCGGUGGAGGAGGCGGCCGACGGCUCCCUGCCUCAGAAGGCCGAGUUUACAGCCGGGGAGCUGGCUGGAUACCUGGACCGACUCCGAGCCCGGGUGGUGGAGGACCUGGGGGCCGCCAAGAGGAACGUGGUGUCCAUCUACCCCGAAGAGUACCAGCCCUUUCAGGUGUACGUACAGAGCUACCACCAGGCGGUGGCGAGACGACUGGAGGCCAUCACUGACAACCAGCUGGAGAUCACCGACAUCUACUCGCUGCUGGACUGGCUGCACAACAUAUACAACAGAGACGUUCUGGGGACCGUGUGUAUUACGAGUCCCUUUAGCCGUUCUGAGCUGAGUCCCCUGCUGCCUUCAGAGACCGUGGACCGACUGGAGCUGGACUGUCUCAACUCUGUCAGGGCUAAAGUGACCACGGAGCUGAGCCAGGUCCUGGACGACGAGGAGAAGAGAUGGAUGGAGACGCUGCACAUCGAGGAGUAUCAGAUCACUCUGGCCAAGACCGUCAUACAGAGGCUGCAGGUGGAUCUGGAGCGUUCUGCCUCCAUCAACAGGAGUUUAGGCUCCAGAGUGGCUCAGUGCAGCCUCAACGGCCUGGCUGACUUCCUGUACAGUUUCCAGCGUAAAGUUGAGAUGUUUCAUGAGGGGAUGCAGAGCGGCUUUUUUGGGGAAAACGAGGACGGAUACGUGUCCAAAACCAUCGCACUGGUCAACUGCUGUCCUCCGUUCAGGGGCUUCGUGCAGCGCUGUGCUCAGUGCGAUCCGUCGGUCAGUGAAGACUCUCUGCGUCGAGCCAACAAAGCUUUGGAUCACAUCGUCCAGCAGGGAGUCAGAGUCCUGUCAGAACGCCUCUACCUGCACAUCAGGCCGUUCUUUGAGCGCCUGGUGAAGAGGAAGUGGCUCAGUAACACGGAGCCGUAUGAGCAGAUCGAAGCUCUCAUCAAAGAAUACUUUAAGAAGUACCACAGGAUGGACAGUCCCCCGCACCAGCUGCUGGUGGCCGAGGUGCACCGCCGCGUGGUGACGGAGUAUCUGCGCUCGGUGAUGCGAGGCAGAAUUAUCUGCACCUCCAUGAAGAUGAGGAAGAGGAUGGCCGGCCGACUCAGAGACGAAGGCAAACAGAUCAAAGUCCUCUUCAAAGACCUGGAGUCUCCGUCCAGCUGGUUAGACAGCGCCCUGUCUCACAUCUCAGAGAUCAUCCAGCUGGAAGACGUCCCGUCCAUCCAGAUGGAGGUCGGAGUUCUGGUCCGAGAGUUUCCAGACGUCAGGAAGAAGCACGUGUCGGCCAUUCUGAACAUCCGGGGGACGACUCGGCAGGCGGAGCGCCAGGAGAUCCUCAACAUCGUCAAAGACAUCGAGAGCAGCGGCGAGGAGGGCUCGGCCCGGCUGACCCGGGACCGCGCCGUCUUCUCCGAGGUGCCCGUCACCUCCGAGGUCCACUGCCUGAACGUGGGCCUGAGCCGCAUCGCCCUCACCGCCUCGUCCUGCUUCACCACGCUGCGGCCGCGCCCGCGCAAAACCAGAACGCCCGUCCAGGAAAACCCCGACGACGUUCUCUGAACAGACGACCUGAUUAUCAUCAGCCAGAUGUUUCCUGCUGCUUUAAAGGAAUCCACCAAAGAAAUGUUAUUUUCUCUCCGUUUGUGGAGUGGAGACUUUAAAACUAAUAUCAACUUAUUAAUCAUUUUAUCUCUUUGAUUUUAGUUUCAUGAAAAACUUUGACACUUUAAUCGUGUGAGCAUCACUGAGAGGACAACUGUGGGUGCAGACAGAGAAUAUGCGGACGAAUUAUUAGAUAAUUAUAAUCACAGCGGCAUCAAACACUUCACUUCUCCACAGACGGAGAAUAGAAAAAAUUCUCUUUAUUGAAACGUGACAAAACUGGUUUGAAAUGAGAAAGUUCUGGAAGCUCUAAGAGGCUAAAUCUAUUAUUCCAUUUUCUAAAUCUGAUUUAAAUUGUUGGUUCUUCUACUGUGUUUAGGACUUGAGAAGAACUGGUGAAAAAAGGUUUUGGUCAGAAUAAUAUUUCUAAGUACAAAUAUGUUUUAUCUGAUGGGUUUUUUGCAAUCAGGAUCAUUUUGUGUCUGUUGUUGUAAUUAGCCGUGUUUCCACUAGGGGAGGAAGUGGCCACGCCCUCUCUAAAGUCCGCUCACUCUGCGUGUCUCCACUACAAGUUAGCCUCCAGAGGGAUUUAGAGACUCAGGAGGUGACGUUUGGUUUUCACCAUCACUAACUGUGCACAACGUCAGCAGCUGAAAGCAGCAUGGCUAAUUAUGCACAGAGUCUCCGCUGAUCAUAGACAUAGUGAUUGUGAAUUAACGACAUCGCUAACUGUGCACAGAGUGUCUGGUGCUUGUUGUAAACAAACAGAGAUCGCUAAGUGAACACCUCCUGUAGCAGCAGCACAUACACACUGUACUGCUACAGAGCUAACUGUUAGCCUGUUAGCACAUACACACUUUACUGCUACAGAGCUAACUGUUAGCCUGUUAGCAUAUACACACUUUACUGCUACAGAGCUAACUGUUAGCCUGUUAGCACAUACACACUGUACUGCUACAGAGCUAACUGUUAGCCUGUUAGCAUAUACACACUUUACUGCUACAGAGCUAACUGUUAGCCUGUUAGCACAUACACACUGUACUGCUACAGAGCUAACUGUAGCUAACUGUCGCUAACGGCGGCUCUUCUUAACGAGCCGGCUCGUGGUCUGAAAAGUUGCUUACUUUAGCAACAAAGUCUCUAAAUUGGGAACACUGCUUCAGCGGCUUUUACAAAUGGCGUGUGUUGUUGUUGUGUAGAGUACUACGUCACAUCCCGCUUAGAGAUCUAUCCAAUCAGU
This is a messenger RNA of Centropristis striata (black sea bass), 4300 nucleotides long. RefSeq names its product exocyst complex component 3-like 2b (gene exoc3l2b). The transcript is spliced from 15 exons. Gene Ontology annotation, biological process: exocytosis; exocyst localization. The record is from RefSeq and is a predicted model, not a curated record. NCBI's taxonomy places the organism in Eukaryota, Metazoa, Chordata, Actinopteri, Perciformes, Serranidae. Gene Ontology annotation, molecular function: SNARE binding. The coding region runs from base 412 to 3018 and encodes 868 amino acids. Gene Ontology annotation, cellular component: exocyst.